This is a messenger RNA of Rhagoletis zephyria (snowberry fruit fly), 2095 nucleotides long. RefSeq lists its product as uncharacterized. The record is from RefSeq and is a predicted model, not a curated record. NCBI's taxonomy places the organism in Eukaryota, Metazoa, Arthropoda, Insecta, Diptera, Tephritidae.
CGAAAAGAGCUCUGCCUGAAAGCAUUUGGAUGCACAUAUUCUGAGCAUAUUAAACAUCCAGAUCUUAUUGUUAAACCCCACAAGAGAGCUACAUAGGUUGCGGGAAUUAGAAAUCUUCAUCUACUCUGGCUUCAAAAUAAAAGACAAGUUUAGGAAUACAACCUUUAUCCGAGACUGGGAAGUUAAUUACCAUCCUAAAUAUCGAAGGUCCUCUCCAACAACGGCACCGCUCAAAACUAAAAAAAAAAAUCCAAAGAGAAAUCAUUAUUUUGCGAUUUACGUUUUAUUUGAUCUGAGGCAUUUUUUAACCAAACUAGCCAAGCGUGUAAGUCAAAUGCUAAAAGGACUCCUAUUAACGAUGUUUUAAGUUUUAUUAUGAUAUAUAUGUAAUCUCUUCUGUGUGGCGGAAUUAUGCGUUCAUACAUCCAAAUAUAUGUGAAAUAGCAUUUAUGAUGAGGAAUAACAGUAAAACUCGCUAUGCAUAAACGAAAAUGUCUCUUUAAAAUAAUUAAAAAGCUUUAAAAAAGACACGAAAAUGACAACGAAGUGCGCUCAAGUGACACCAAGUCAGUCACCAGCAACAACACCCCAAUAAACCUUGCAAAUGCAUGCGUUUGAAGAAAAGAAAAUAAAUUGGUGACAAAACAGCAAAAGCAUUGCAACAGCGACAGCAAUCAUUUAAACAUUUACUGCGUGCAACAUUGCGUGGCAAAAGUAAUUUUCUUCAAUAAUUGAAGCCCGCGCAUCCAAGUAACCAUAAGAAAUUUAGUCUUGCAUGUGGAGCGAUUGCGGUUAGAUCGUGAAAUUUUUGGCUUUCAUAUACUAGGCUAGCAGCCGGAGGACUGUAGAAGAAAAUUUAAAAAUGCGCUGUACAAAAAUUGGUUGCUUGCAAAUCCUUUGCCUUAUACUCCUUGUCCGUGCAAGCGAGCACAACGAACCGACGAAGCAGCUGAACAAACGCGGCGUUGCGGAAAAUCUUGGCCAGGGUUUAAAGUUCGCAGGUCAAAUGUUUGGCAUCAACACAGCCGCCGAUGUGGCAAAUCUAGUGGCGAUGGCAUUUGGCAAUAAGAAGCCAGACUUGAUGUCACUAUUUCAGCAGAAGCAAACCAACGCGGCUGAGGCUGAUAGUGAAUCGGAUGCAUCGCAACAGGACACAGGCUCGCAGGAGCAGCAGCCAUCGAAUGUAAAGCACAGGCAUCGUUACAAACAACAGCAGCAGCAGCAGCAACAACAAGAGACGGAUGAGAGUGACGAGCAGUCAAGAGAACCGCUCAGUAAUUCAGAAUUCAGCACCAGUCGAUUCGUUACAGGCGUAUUGCGCAUGAUUGGCUUCGACGCUACCAAAUUGGGUGCACUGGCAAUAAAUGCAUUAAUUAUGAUUGCGCAGGCGAUUGGUAAUGCAUUUACGGCGCCAACACGUACCAGCGCUGGCUACACACCAUCCCCGACGACACCGUACGAUGACGGGGACGAAGGCGUGCCAGAAGCCCAACGGAAUGGGGAGCAGGAGGCACAUCAACCGCGUGCCUUACGCGAGGGUACGCCAAUCGAUUGGUAUCUAGAGAAUCCGAAUGAGGGUAUGCGUCGCACCUUGAACGAUGCAUUGGAUACGCAACUAACAGAGCGCAUCACUGAAAUGAUUGAGAAUGUGGAGCAGCAAGAGGGUCAACAGGCUGGUUGCAUUAAGUUGUUGAUGUGUAAGAGUUCGCCAAUUAUUUGGGGCAUGCAACGUUCGGUGAGUGAACGCGUAACGGGCAAGGCGACGACGGACAACACAGUGGAAGAUAAUGCGGAGGGGAAAAAGAAGGCGAAACCGAAAAAACUAUUUUCCACUGACGUGUUUUUUGCGCAUUUUCCCACACUUGAGGAGUUUCGCGAGCAUGGCGCUAUCUGUGAGGAACGCUUCGGCAAGCAAUGCAAUGUCGACGAGAAUGAUGAUACAGCGGAGACAAAAGAGAAAAAACCAAAGUAGUAAUGAGCGUGUAGUACUCGAAAGUUUCAGAAAAAUUAAAGCUUGUCUGUAGAGUAAAAGAGCCGACGCGAAAAAGUGGUAUUCUUCAAUGUAAAUACCAAGAAACUCAACAAAAAUAAAAAA